UCUAGGUCCCAGGGGAGAAUGUGGAAUAGUGAGAGAGAUCAAAAAUAAACCUCUUAUGUCAAAGCAAGGGGGGAAGAAAAGUAUAAAUACCGAGGACUCUGCAGCCAGAUUUGGUGCUUCAAAGGCUUGGGAAGAAGCAGCCCAGGGAGAGAGCGGAGCAGCCCAGGGAGAGAGCUAGAGGGCUUCUUAGGAAGGGAAGGGAGGGAAACUCAGAGAGGCAGAGAGAGAGAGAGAAAUCAGGAUUCCAACACCCACCCAGCCCCAGCCUCUUUCAACUCGACACACUUUUUUCCAAGUGGACAGCCCGCUUUGCUGCUGCAUCUUUUGCCCGGAAAGGUGCAAGAGCUACUUUGGAAGCUGGUAACAGAAGGAACCCCACAAAGCAGCCUUUGGGGAGAAAAAGGAUUUUCCCGGGGCCCCCCUCAAUUCUCCCUCUACGCUGGGCAAGUUGCUGCUAACUAAACCUGGCAUUAAAACCCCAAAUUUGUUCACUCCUCUCCUAUCAAUUUCAAGCCACAAGUUUUUCCCUGGGGAUCGCGGCUUGCCAAUUUGCAGCAUACACAGCUGGGGACUUUGCUGUUUCUUCAACCGAGCCUGCUCUUCCCAUCCCGUCACUGGCUCCCCGAUAGCAUCAAUGCCCCUUUCUCUGCAACCACCGCAGCCCUCGGCUGGCAGGCUGGCCGCUGCCCGCACGCUCUUCUUCCCUCUGCUGCUGGUCUUGCGACUGCUGGGCAAUUCCUGGGCACUGCCCACCCAGGACAGCGACUCCCAGGGGGUGGUGCCAGUCUGGAUGGUCCCUCCGGGAGGCGAAGGGCAGGUUUCCUUCUCCAUCCGUGCCUUCAGGAAGGAGUUUGUCCUGCAGUUGGAGCCAGAUGCCAGCUUCUUGGCACCUGGGCUGAAGAUCCAGCACGUGGGUAGGAAGGAGCUCCUUGCUAAGGAGGACGUGGGGCUCCGGAGCUGCUUCUACUCUGGGACUGUGAACUCCCAGCCAGACUCCCUGGUGGCUGUUAGCCUGUGCCAGGGCAUCCGUGGCUCCUUCUUGGUGGAUGGAGACAAAUAUGUCAUCCACCCACAAGGUCAUGAGAAUGGGGAUCCUCUGCUGCAGGCCCACCAGCUCCAGAAGAGGGGGUGGGCAAAAGAAGCUGGAGAGGACAUCCCAGAAGAGGAAUCCCGGGUAGCAGAGUCCAACAGCACCGGCAGAACCAAGAGGUUCAUCUCAGAAGCCCGCUAUGUGGAGACCCUGCUGGUGGCUGAUGCCUCCAUGCUCCAGUUCUAUGGGGAAGACCUGACGAAUCACAUCCUUACCUUGAUGUCUGUGGCUGCUCAGAUCUACAAGCACCCCAGCCUGAAGAACUCCAUCAGUUUGGUGGUGGUGAAGGUGGUGGUGGUGGAAGAUGAGAAGGUUGGGCCAGAAGUGUCUGACAACGGAGGGCUCAUGCUACGGAACUUCUGCGAGUGGCAGCAGCAGUUCAACCCUGCAAGUGACCGCCUCCCGGAGCACUAUGACACGGCAGUCUUGUUGACGAGACAGGAUUUCUGUGGACACCAGGGCUGCAGGACCCUCGGAGUGGCUGAGACAGGCACCAUGUGCAACCCAAACAAGAGCUGUUCUGUGAUCGAAGAUGAGGGUCUCCAGGCAGCCUACACCUUGGCCCAUGAACUAGGGCAUGUACUCAGCAUGCCUCAUGACGAUUCCAAGGCCUGUGAGAAGAACUUUGGGACCUUAGGGAAGCAUCACAUGAUGGCCCCUCUGUUCAUCCACUUAAACAAGACUCUGCCAUGGUCCCCUUGCAGUGCCAUGCACAUCACAGAAUUUCUGGAUGGAGGGCACGGUGACUGCCUGCUUGACAAACCUGCCGAACCCAUUGCCCUCCCCACAGACCUUCCAGGCCAAGUCCCCCUAUACAACCUUGAUCAUCAGUGCCAGCAGAUCUUUGGCAAGGAGUUUCGACACUGCCCAAACACCACGCAGGAGGACAUCUGUUCCCAGCUCUGGUGUAAGCUGGAGGCAGGGGAGCGCCUGUGCCACACCAGGAAUGGCAGCUUGCCCUGGGCAGAUGGGACACCCUGUGGGGCAGAGAAGAUGUGUUUGGAUGGACACUGUGUGGCCCAAGACACAGUGAUGCCUGAGCCGGCAGUGGAUGGAAACUGGGGGCCCUGGAGCCCAUGGAGGCCAUGUUCCAGGACAUGUGGUGGAGGAGUGCAUUUCUCCGAAAGAGGGUGUGACAACCCUACACCCAAGAAUGGAGGCAAAUACUGCGAAGGCCAAAGAGUCAAGUAUGAAUCAUGCCACACUGAGGAAUGCCCACCGAAUGGCAAGAGUUUUCGAGAGCAACAGUGUGAAAAGUAUGACAGUUACAACUAUACAGACACAAACGGGAAUCUGCUGGAGUGGGUCCCCAUGUACACAGGCGUGUCACCUCGAGACCGCUGCAAGCUGUUCUGCCGGGCUAAAGGGGGAACCCGUCAAUUCAAAGUGUUUGAGUCCAAAGUAGCUGAUGGGACCCUCUGUGCACCUGACACCCUCUCUGUUUGUGUGAGUGGGCAGUGCAUCAAGGCUGGCUGUGACCACAUCAUUGGUUCGCCCAAGAAGUUAGACAAGUGUGGGAUUUGCGGUGGCAACGGCUCAACUUGCAAGAAAAUAUCUGGCUCACUCAACAAAUCUAAAUUUGGAUACAACGACAUUGUCACAAUCCCCGCAGGAGCAACCAAUAUUGACAUCAAGCAACACGGUCGCCGAGGGGUGUGGCCUGACCAAAACUAUUUAGCCCUGAAAACCCUGGAUGGCAAAUACCUCUUGAAUGGAAACCUUGCCAUUUCAGCUAUGGAAGAAGACAUUUUCAUCAAGGGGACUGUACUGAGAUACAGUGGCUCUCUUACCACCCUGGAACGCAUCCAAAGUUUCCAGAAGCUCCCGGAGCCACUUACUGUCCAGGUGUUGACCGUUUCCGCUGAGCUGUUCCCCCCAAGGGUGAGAUACACCUUCUUUAUCCCCAAGGACGUCCACUUCAGCAAACAGAAGAGCAAGGAGAAGAACUUGGCCAACGUAAUCAAGCCCAUGCUAACGUCACAGUGGGUCCUGGGAGACUGGUCCGAGUGCUCGAAAUCGUGCGGCUCUGGCUGGCAGAGACGAGCGGUGGAGUGUCUGGAUGUGGAAGGGCAGGUCUCCUCAGCCUGCAACAAAUCCCUCAAGCCUGAGGACAUCAAGCCCUGCAGUGACUUCCCGUGCCCCAUCUGGCAGAUGGGGCCUUGGUCCCCCUGUUCUCAAACGUGUGGAGAGGGAAUGCGGACACGAAGCCCCUUGUGCGUUGACUACACAGGGAAACCUAUCGCCUCAGAGAAAUGUGGUUCGCCGCGGCCGCCAGCAGCUACCACCGCCUGCAUGCUUCAAGAGUGCUGAGGGCAAAGGGAUGGCCGACACAUGAUCAGAGGCAUGUGUAACAUAGGCUACUAACCUGACCCGAACCAGGCUUGGCAUGGCCAAGCAAGGAUGUAGGUUUAAAGGCAAAUGUGCACUAUUUGACCUGAGCAGGCCCUGCUGGGUAGACCUGUUUGAAAGAAUAGCAGGCAUUGAAUACCAACCACUUUCUUUCUCUCUCUCUCUUGCAUUGUCUUCCUCCAAAUUGGCAUCUACCUCAGGGGCGCGAGCGCGGAAUAGCAUGGGAUUUUGGAUGAAUAAUGGUAAUUAUUUUUUUAAAAAUAUUCUUUUUUUUUCCAGGCCACUAUUUUACACCUAGGAGAAUUUAUAAACCGGUCCUAAGCUGGACCUGAAUUUUCCUCACACUUUCCCCAAACUUUUUUGUGGGUCUUAUCACAGAAAUGGCAUCUAAGAACCUAUCACUCUUCAAAUACAGGGAUACCCUCAAUCAGUUUUUCAGUAGUAUGCAGCUCCUAUAAUCAGUAUAGCAACUAUCUACUGUGGGCCCCUAACCCAGCCCCCAUGUUGAAUAUCUGUAUAUGAAUGAGCAGGCCACUUAAUCCCACGCUGGCCAUGAUACUCGUAGCUCCUAAUCAGAAGGAUUCUGCUGGAGUAACUGACUUUCCGACGGUUGUCUCAGCUGCAAAACAAGGUACACAAUUCAAACCUGUUCUGCAGGCUUUCGUCAGGAUUAGUCGAAGGCUUAUUAUAUACAGUGUUUAUUAUAUGGUGAUGCUUUUCUUGCAGUGAUUUGUUGGCCAUGGUCUACAAUAGACUGGUUCUCCAUUAGAUCAAAAUUCUGCAGCUGACUGAUCUGAUACCUGCACUCUCGUGUCAUUGGGAACAGCAGCAUGAGGGACAUAGAAACCCUGGGAAGAGUUGUAGCUCAGUGGUAGAACAUCUCCUUUGCAUGCAAGAGGCCCCAGGCUCAAUCAAAUGCAAGCUUAUCUGAAACCCUGGAGGGCCAGUCGGUGUGGAUAAGACUCAGCUAGAUGGCUCAAGGAUCUAGCUCAGUAUAAGGCAGCUUCUUUCGCCUCUCUUUUCACCUGCUCUCUGACUAGAGCAUCCUGUCAUGGUUAAAAGCAGCGUGAGCAGAAUGACACAGACAUGCAGCAUUCAAUCCUCACCCCUGGCUUUUAGGGAUUGAAAAUGGCAGGUGUGGCUCAUCCUCCUUUUCGUUGCCAUGCAACAACAUCUGCCAAUUCGGAAGCUUUGUUAAGCUUAAUAAUAAUGCUGUGAGCCAAAGAAAGAUGAUAUAGGUUUAACUCUAUGAAAGGUAUACCACCACCCCUUAUUUUAGGGAAGGGAGACACAAUUGGGCUUCACUGAAGUGCUAGUCCUAUUCAAAGCAGACCCAUUGAAGUUCAAGGACAUGACUAACUUGGGUUAAUUAAUUUCAACUGAUCUACUCUGAGUAUUGUCCUUGAAAACGGUUCCUUGGUGAUGUCACCAAGCAAUGUCCCGCCAUGGCCUGAAAAUAAAACUCCCUUCCCAGUUGGAUCCAGGCUUAGUAAAUCAGGAAGUGAGUUCAGCAAACAAACUCUAUAAACCGAGACACAACAAAAUACGUUGAAAAUUGACACAGGCUCAUUGAUCCAAAACAUUUGGAUGCCUUUGCUCAGUUGCGUAAUACAGUCUAAGAAAGGAACCUCAGCCGUCUCUUGGGUUAGCAUUUCCUUUUCUAUGGAAACCUUUGUUGCUUCCAGGCCAUUAUGUGAUUGUCAGCUACAUGUUUGGAUAAGGCGAUUAUUCAGAAUAAGAAACCAGAAUACCUACUGUGUAUUUCAUUACUUGUAAAUAGUUGGCUCAGUUUCAGUGUAUAUAAUAAUAUGGAUGUGAUUAUAUUUACGCAUAUUUCCCCAGUACUUCUCCCCACCCAA
Molecule: messenger RNA, 5298 nt
Organism: Podarcis raffonei (Aeolian wall lizard)
Lineage: Eukaryota; Metazoa; Chordata; Lepidosauria; Squamata; Lacertidae
Gene: ADAMTS8
Product: ADAM metallopeptidase with thrombospondin type 1 motif 8
Exons: 9
Coding region: 635-3400 (921 amino acids)
Biological process (GO): proteolysis; extracellular matrix organization
Molecular function (GO): metalloendopeptidase activity; zinc ion binding
Source: RefSeq, a predicted model, not a curated record